AUGCUAUGAAUAUACAGACAUCACGACAAAUUAAAAAUAGCCCAUAUUCAUUAGUAUUCGGUCAAAACCUUUUACACCACUUUUCAUUAUUAAAAGAGGUCAAAGAGCGACAUAUUAAUAAUAAAGACAAAUUAUCCAAUAAUUGGUUUGAAACUUCCGAGCUGCAGGAUGAUUUCGAUUGA
Racocetra persica is the source of this 182-nucleotide messenger RNA. The record is from the annotation of a GenBank genome assembly. Lineage: Eukaryota; Fungi; Glomeromycota; Glomeromycetes; Diversisporales; Gigasporaceae.